CAAAUUUUGAAACAAAAUUUUCAAAUUCACUAAUUUCUUUAAUUUCUUCUUGUGGAUGUGAGAUUGUGAAUAUUUGCUGCCGGAAGAUUACUUUACAGUUUAGGAAAAUGUCUGAAAAUGACCUAUUUACGACUCGUAUGAGAAAAGCAACGCGGAGGAUUCAUUCAGUGAGCGAUACUUUAGUCAAUGCAAAAUUUGCUCUGUCUUUAAGAGAUGAAGCAGUAUGGGGUGGUGGCUUAUUUGUAUUCUACCACAUAUUUGCAUUCCUUGAAGAUGCAAAAGAGAGACUUAACAUGCCUGAUUUUAACAAAUUAUUUGUUAAUAAAAUUUUAUACCGAAAGAAAGCUUUUGAAGAGGAUCUAGCUCAUUACUUAGGUGAAAACUGGCAAUCAACGCCAAAGUCUGCAGCUCUAGAGAAUUACAUUGAGCAUUUGCAGGAUCUUGAGACUGAACAUCCAACACUGCUAUUGGUGUAUGUGUACCAUCUGUACCUAGGAUUGCUGAGUGGUGGCCAGAUAUUGGCUAAGAAAAGGAAAAUGUUUGGUGAAAAGACCACAUCAGGGAAUGUCUACACAGACAAAGUGACUGAUUUCAAUGAUAUAGAUAUCAAUGAACUGAAGAAGGAAUUCCGUAAUGCAAUGAAUGAGAUUUCUGAACGGAUGUCCAAGGAUGAACAGGAUGCAUUCAUUGAAGAAAGCAACCAAGUGUUCCUGAUGAAUAACUUAAUAGUAAAUUCUGUUGGAGGUCAGAACAGAGUACUAUGUAAUAUGUUCUACAAGGCAUCUGCAAUCUUAUUAGUGGUUAUUGGAGUCAUUUACGCAUACAAGAUGCACAAAUAGUUUAUUUUUCUUUGUUCAGUAUUGUUUUAUU
This is a messenger RNA of Papilio machaon (common yellow swallowtail), 870 nucleotides long. RefSeq names its product heme oxygenase 1 (gene Ho). Bases 108 to 839 code for a protein of 243 amino acids. Gene Ontology annotation, molecular function: heme oxygenase (decyclizing) activity. The transcript is spliced from 4 exons. Lineage: Eukaryota; Metazoa; Arthropoda; Insecta; Lepidoptera; Papilionidae. Gene Ontology annotation, biological process: heme oxidation. The record is from RefSeq and is a predicted model, not a curated record.